AUUAUUACAACAAAAACACUGUCGAAGAAGAAAAGAGAAGAGGAACAAGAAGAGCAUUUUCGCUUCGUUCCCAAAUCCCCAGAGAAGUCAAACUAAGUCUUCCUCUGAGAGAAUCACUGAUCCACCAAGGCACUUUACAAAUUCCAAUUUUUUAUUUCUUUUUUUUUUCACAAUUUUUAUUCUUUUUUAACUUUUGGGUCUUCUUAGUUCUUAGUUCUUCUGUUGCUUUUGGUAAAUCAAAAAUCAAAGUUCAAAUCUUUGGGUAAGUUUUUCUCUCUGUGUGUAUGAUUAUGAUUACAAAAUUACAGAUCCACUUCAAUUGAAAAUUUUUAGGAACUGGGUUUGGAGAAGAAAAGUGAAUAGUGAAGAAGGAGAAGAAAUUGAAAUUGGAGUGAAAUGCCGGAAGAGGAGUUGGUGGACAUAAAGUUCAGAUUGUACGAUGGGUCUGAUAUGGGGCCAUUCAGGUACUCUUCAGCAGCCACAGUUGAUGUUCUCAAACAAAGGGUUGUCUCAGAUUGGCCAAAAGGCAAAACAGUCACCCCAAAGGCAGCAAAUGAAGUGAAAUUGAUUAAUUCUGGUAAAAUAUUGGAAAACAACAAGACUGUUGGUCAAUGUAAAGUACCAUUUGCUGAUGUUGCAGGCGGUGUCAUAAUAAUGCAUGUUGUUGUACAGCCAUCUCCUGCAAAAACAAAACCUGAAAAGAAGAUUGAUGAUUCACCCAAGAAGAUUGUCUGUGCUUGUUCCAUUUUGUGAGGACAAUCUGGUUUCAUAUUUUGGGACAUCCUCAAUCCUUAAUUCAUCAGUAUCAAGUAUCAUCACCACUGGUAAACUACAGAAAUCAUCAAUAUGCUUGGACCAAAAAAAAAGGAAAAAAAAAAAACAAACUCGUGUUUUCAGUUUUCAACAUUCAAUGUGUAAAGUAUGUGUAUA
Messenger RNA from Arachis stenosperma, 930 nucleotides. Its product is annotated as membrane-anchored ubiquitin-fold protein 3. The record is from RefSeq and is a predicted model, not a curated record. Bases 397 to 753 code for a protein of 118 amino acids. Lineage: Eukaryota; Viridiplantae; Streptophyta; Magnoliopsida; Fabales; Fabaceae. The transcript has 3 exons. Gene Ontology annotation, molecular function: protein binding.